CCACACCCUUUCCCCAGAUUCAAACACUCCCACGAUGCUCCAUGAAGACCUGCUUGGGUCAGAAAAGCCUGUCUUUGGGUUCAGACACUGAGCCAGCAUCUCGGGAGACGAGCAACCACUGAGAGCUCUGAUGGCCACCUCCCAAUCAGGAGGCAGGUACCCAAGGGCGGGCUCCUCACCCACCCGACCCAGGGUUGCACCCAGAGAGCAGAACCCCUCCUUCCUGGAAAACAGGUGGAGGGGCGCAGGCUGACACCCCACCCCGCUUUUGAGCCCCUCAUGCAGGGUCUGUCUCCUCACCCGUAAAACCAGACAAAAGGGCAGCCGACAGCAUGGGAACAGCCAAGGGCUGGAGAGAACCGAGGACCGCUCCCACCGGCUCCCUUUGCACCCUGACAUCAGGCUGCUCCCAUGGGGAGGCAGGGUGGGUCUCCUGGGCCCGAGGACUUUUCCUCCACGACGACGCAGCUAUGCAGCCCCUCUGCCCUGUCCCUGCCCUUCCCCUGGGUUCAGCCCAGAAUCCUAGGCCACCAUCUCCUCCGCACCCUCGGCCCCUCCUCCAGCACCUUCCUGCCCACCCAUCGCCUGGGCCCCGGUGGCAGGAAGGGAGGUGCUGGGCACCGUUCCUUCAGAGCUGCCGCCACCUGCGCCCAGCGCCAGGUCAUCUGUGCGCACACCUCUGGCCCUGACAUGCCCCCCACGGAGCCCUGGAGCCCCAGCCCAGGGAUGGAGUUCUGGGACUACUCGGGGUCGGGCGCCCUGGAGGAGGAACUGGAGCUGUGCGCGUCCUGGGAGCUGCCCUACGCCCACGCCUUCGUCCCCGCGCUCUACCUGGCGGCCUUCACCCUGGGCCUGCUGGGCAACUGCCUGGUGGUGCGGCUGCUGGCCGGGCGGCGCGGCCCGCGGCGGCUGGCAGACACCUUCGUGCUGCACCUGGCGGCCGCCGACCUGGGCCUGGUGCUGACGCUGCCGCUGUGGGCAGCGGCGGCCGCGCUGGACGGCAACUGGCCCUUCGGCCCCGAGCUCUGCAAGCUGAGCGGCUUCGCGCUGGCCGCCUCGCGCUGCGCGGGCGCGCUGCUGCUGGCCGGCCUGGCCGCCGACCGCUACCUGGCUGUGGCCCGGCCGCUGGCCGCGCGGCCGCUGCGCUCCCCGCAGUGCGCCCGCGCCCUGUGCUGGGGCGUCUGGGCCACGGCGCUGCUGGCCGGCCUGCCCGCCCUGGUCUCCCGCGACUUGCAGCCGCUGCCCGGGGCCCCGGGCAGCCAGUGCGGGGAGCGGCCCUCCGACGCCCUCCAGGUCCUCGGACUGCUGCUGUUGGUGCUCACCUGCGCGCUGCCCCUGGGCGCCACCCUCUUCUGCUACUGCCGCCUGGCGCGUCGCCUGCGCCGGACGCGUCGCCCGCGCCUGGGCCGCGUCCCCAGGACCCCGCUGCGCAUCAUCUGCGCCGUGGAGGGCGCCUUCGUGGGCUCCUGGCUGCCCUUCGCCACCCUGCGCGCCGUCCUGCACCUGGCGCGCCUCGGGGCGCUGCCGCUGCCCUGCCUCCUGCUGCAGGCGCUGCGCUGGGGCCUCACGAUCGCCACCUGCCUGGCCUUCGGCCACAGCUGCGCCAACCCGCUCAUCUACCUGCUGCUGGACCGCUCGUUCCGCGCCCGGGCCUGGCGCCUGGCGCACGGGCUCAGUUCCGUGUCCUCGCGCUCCGGGGACCCCAGCGCCGAUGUCCGGGGCCCGGCCGAAAACGGGGGCCGAGCGAGCACGGCGAGCCCGGCCCAGAUCGGCCUGUAGCGGCUGCAGCUCGCGGGCCGCGCAGGGAAACUGCUGCGUCCUUAUUCUCACCUCCUCUGUGGGCGGCAGGCGGCUCCAGCCGGCACCGCCUCGGACCCAGAGCCUCCUUGGUUGACUGUCCCAGCGCUUCCUGAACUCCCCCAGCCAGGCUGCUGGGACCACCGGUCCCUCAGCCCAGUGGGCCCCUGGGCUAACUUGCUCCAAUCCAGUGAAAGUCCUGUGAGACCAGCAGACAGCAGCUGGUACAGCCACAGGCUCCCCAGGUACGGGAGAGGGAAGUGAGUUCCUUCUGGGCCGCAUCCGGAGCAGCACCGGCCAGAAUAUCAAACCCCAAAAGCCACAGGUCUCCAGCUGCAGUUUCUUUGGUCUCUAGAAUAACCAUCAUCUCCUGAGAAAUAACUUCUCCAAGUCAGACCCUCGGGCCCUUUCAUGCUUCAAAAAAUUCUCUGGACUGUGGGAAAGGGGAGCCCUUUUCACACUGUGGUCUUUGUAGCUGUGUUUGCUGCGUCAUCAGUCGCCAUCAGUUCAGACUUUCAUUUGCAAACUUCACCGAAGCCCCACUGCGAACUGCCCAGUUUAUUCACCCCACAAUUUCCCAGAGGUGCAGCCCUAAUUUGGGGUCUUCUCCCCCCUCCCGUGGACUCACCUGCAAGUCGUCCUGGCCCUUCCCUUGGAUGGAGGGUCCUGAACUCUCUCAGCAGACGUUCAGCUUCUCCAACACUCAGCCAGACAGCAGACUCUUCUGUGUGAGUUCACCUUUCGCAAUAAACACUUGCC
Messenger RNA from Rhinolophus ferrumequinum (greater horseshoe bat), 2556 nucleotides. It is a transcript of the gene GPR25, whose product is annotated as G protein-coupled receptor 25. The record is from RefSeq and is a predicted model, not a curated record. Gene Ontology annotation, molecular function: G protein-coupled receptor activity. Lineage: Eukaryota; Metazoa; Chordata; Mammalia; Chiroptera; Rhinolophidae. Gene Ontology annotation, cellular component: membrane. The transcript has a single exon. Gene Ontology annotation, biological process: immune response; G protein-coupled receptor signaling pathway. The coding region runs from base 412 to 1779 and encodes 455 amino acids.